AUGAUUCGACCUGAUUGUAAUAAUGAUUUUUGGAAGGAACGGUUCAUUAGUGGUCUUCCUUCUCUCUUUGCCGAAAAGGUUCGAACCAAAAUUAAGGACAGAUUUGAGGGAAAAAUCCCUUAUGAUAUCUUAACCUAUGGUGACUUAAUUAGUUUCAUCACUACUGUAGGGAUAGAUCUCUGCACUGAUAUCAAACUUAAGAAGGAUAGUACUUCCAAGUACGGACUAGGAACUUUCUGCCAAGACUAUGGAUUCACUAGCCCUGGCAAAAAGCACAAGAAAAGAACCUCCAAACCCCACAAGAAGGCUACCUCUAGUAAGAAACCCUUCAAACGAGAUUCUUAUAAACCAAGUAGAAAAUCCACCAAGAGAAAGACCUCUAAGGCAAAAGAUACUUGUUGGACUUGUGGCAAGACUGGCCACAGGGCGAAGGAUUGCAAGUCCAAUAAAAAGAAGAAAAUAAAUCAGCUAGAUCUCUCAGAAGAAACCAGAGCUAGUUUAUUCUCCAUAAUGGAAGACUCAGGUGAGUCUUCAGAGUCCUCCUAUACCUCAUCAAGUGAGGACUACAGUGAUGAGGAAUUCAUCAAUGCUGCUUAUGAUUCUGAUCAAUCCCAGUCUGGACAAGAAUGUACUUGUAAUGGCACCUUCUGCACCUGCACCAGGAAAACUGUUAAUGUCAUUUCAGGAUAUCCUAAAUAA
Molecule: messenger RNA, 699 nt
Organism: Capsicum annuum
Lineage: Eukaryota; Viridiplantae; Streptophyta; Magnoliopsida; Solanales; Solanaceae
Exons: 1
Coding region: 1-699 (232 amino acids)
Molecular function (GO): nucleic acid binding; zinc ion binding
Source: RefSeq, a predicted model, not a curated record